ACGAAAAGAGCCAGUUAGCUAGAGAGAUAGACAGGUCUAGAGCGCUCCUGUAUUAUCAUCCAUCCGCCGCCGUCGACGACGAGGGCAGUGUCGACGGCGCCUACGCACGUUUUUGGCAGCGCUUCCACGUUCCUCGGCGUCAUCGCCGUCGACAUCGACGUCGUCGUCGUCGUCGUCGUCGUCGUCGUCGUCGUCGUCGUCGUCGUCGUCGUCAUCGUCGUCGCCGUCGCCACCUCCGACGAGAGCGCGUCAGUACGCGGCCCCGUGCAGUGCUGCCGUGUCGGUCGUUGGUUCGUUCGGUCGGUCGAUAGAGGCUCGCCGGCGAAGGUGCGACGCUCGUCCACUUGGAUGAGUCUUCUCCCUGUACUUUACAAUGCGGUGCGCCCGUUAUCGUCGCGCUCCUUCCUGUCCCUCCACCGUGUCGUCGUCGUUGUCGUCCUCGGGCCACCACGGUCGCGCGUCAGCCAGACUUCACUCUCAUCGCCAGGCGACACUGUGAACACUUGAGAGAGUCGCGGUAUUCGCGAGCGGUGCGUAAGACGAGCAGCGUCGUGCUCCCGUGCUCCUCCUCCUCCUCUUCGUCGUCGUCGUCGUCGUCGUCGUCGUCGUCGUCACUGCCGCCGCCGCCGCCGCCGCAGCCGUCUCCCUCUGUCUGCCUGCCUGCCUUCAUCGUCGCUGAGGCGCGAGACACACAGCCGAUCGUACACAACGAGGCACUGUCGAACGAAAGUCCGAACUGCCGUUCUCUCUCUCUCUCUCUCUCUCUCUCUCUCUCUCUCUCUCUCUCUCUCUCUCUCUCUCUCUUCGUGCGUGUCGUCGCUGGAACACGACUUCGCUGUGAGCGGAGCAUCGCGAGGAUACUCGAGCGCAGCCCGGUGUGACAUUUCGGGGGUUGCGCGGCUCCAACGGCUGGAGUCCUCGUCCUUCGACCCACGCCAGUGGCCAGUCUCGGUGACGUCUGUUUGGCCGCACGGAGGAGCAAUGAUGGACCGCGCGAGCAGCUGGCUCAACGCGCCCGACCGAGUGUUAUGAGUCAUGUUUAAUUAUUGGUCUUGACGCUUCAGCGAUUUACAGCCGCGAUAGUUCUCGUGGCAUUCGUUUCGGUCGAAGCCGGGCCGGGCCCGCCGUUCAAUCGCCGACGGAGCGAUUGGCGUCUGCGGACGGGAGAGGGAGGGAAGUGGUCUUCAUGAAGCGUUCCUGGAAAGAAACCUCAGUCGCCAGUCUCGUCGCCGAGAGACGAAAAAUAAACUGAGCCGCGACGCGAGCUCGACGGACUGCCGAGGCAGAGAGGAUAGGGUUACCGCUACGGCGACCAGGAAACCCGUUCGCGAGGCAGAAACCGAAGCAGAAGAACAACAACAACAAGCAAGAGAGGAAAAGAGAACGAGAGAGAGAGAGAGAGAGAGAGAGAGAGAGGAAACUUGCGCAAGGACGGCGAGACGAGAGUUCAUUGACACCAGCCGAAAUCGCUGGCGAGUCGUCGUGCACGAGCGAGUAACGUGACCCAACCAGGAGAGAGCCACCACGCCGGGGGUGCGCGCGGGUCGAAGGGCGCCAGCGGUGAGUCCCCGUGUAUGCGCGUAUACAUGGUGUACGUGUGUGUACGUGCACCCGGAGGGUAGCUCGUCGAGAUAGUUCCUGCCCCCUCGCCCCGUGUGUAGCCACGAUUAGGGGAGUCGAUCGGGGAACUUCGCAGCGUGCGAGCGUGCUCGUCGUCGUGGAGGUUCCCUUCUGAUGGUACAGCGAGCAGUGACUCACCGGCGACGGACGUGCGCGGACGACGGCGAUCGUCCACGACAGAAGAUCGUCGUCCACCACCGUCGCCACCGCCGUCGACGGCUCGUCGCCGCGGGCGCGCCAUCGCCACGAUGAUCGUCCCCGUGGGCCUCCUCCUCCUGCUCGUCGGUGUCCUCUGCCAGCCGGCAUACGGUCGCGCCGGUCUCGCGGCUCUCCGCGACGAGCUCGGCUCCGCGGAGCAGCUGCCGGUGGAGAAGCACGGGCCGCAGGUCGACGUCGGCGACUUCCCCAGCGACCCGCACAGCGCCUACCCCGGCAUGGGUUUCGGGCCCAUGGGACCGGUCCGCUCGGCUCUACCCAACGACGCCACCCUGCGCAGCAUGUCCUCAGCCAGCGGCGACGCCGCCGCCAUCGAUGGUGAAUCCUCCUCCUCCCCCUCCUCCUCCUCCUCCUCCUCUUCGUCCUCUGCCUCUUCGCACGACGAGAACUCGCCAAAGCCGGAGUACCACAUCAUCAGCGUCGAGUUCCCCCGCGUCGAGACGCCCUUCGUCAUCGGGAUAUGGAUCUUCUUCGCCAGCAUCGCGAAGAUCGGCUUCCACAUGACGCCGAAGCUCAACAAGAUCUUCCCGGAAUCCUGCCUGCUGAUCGUCGUCGGCGUGGUCGUCGGCGUCCUGCUGUUCCAGGCGAGCAGCGUCCACGUGUCGCCGCUCACGCCGGACACGUUCUUCCUCUACAUGCUGCCGCCCAUUAUCCUGGACGCCGGCUACUUCAUGCCCAAUCGGCUGUUCUUCGACCACCUCGGGACGAUACUCCUGUUCGCCGUCCUUGGGACUAUAUUUAAUACGAUGUCGAUAGGUGUAUCGUUGUGGCUGUUGGGACAGAGCGGCUUGUUCGACUGCGAGACGCCCCUCCUCGACAUGUUCUUAUUCUCGGCGCUGAUCAGCGCCGUCGACCCCGUCGCGGUGUUGGCUGUCUUCGAGGAGAUCCACGUGAACGAGAUACUCUACAUCGUCGUGUUCGGCGAGAGCUUGCUGAACGACGCGGUCACUGUCGUACUCUAUCACAUGUUCGAGGCGUACAGCGAGAUGGGCCCGUCCAGGAUCAUCUACACGGACGUGUUGUCAGGCCUGGCCUCGUUCUUGGUGGUGGCGAUCGGCGGCACGAUCAUAGGUAUCAUUUGGGGCUUCGCGACUGGCUUCGUCACCAGGUUCACCCAUCAGGUGCGCGUGAUCGAGCCGAUCUUCAUAUUCGUGAUGGCGUACUUGGCGUACCUCAACGCCGAGAUCUUCCACAUGUCCGGGAUAUUGGCAAUAACCUUCUGCGGCAUCACCAUGAAGAAUUACGUCGAGGCGAAUAUAUCGCACAAGUCCCACACGACCGUCAAAUACACAAUGAAGAUGCUGUCGAGCAGCUCGGAGACCAUCAUAUUCAUGUUCCUCGGCGUCGCCACGGUGAACAAUGCGCAUAACUGGAAUACGUGGUUCGUCGUCAUGACGAUAGUCUUCUGCUCCGUUUAUCGAGCCGUGGGCGUGAUAGUGCUGACUGCGCUGGCGAACCAGUUCCGAUUGCACAAGUUGGACAAGGUGGAGAAGUUCGUCAUGUCGUACGGCGGCCUACGCGGCGCCGUCGCGUUCGCUCUGGUGCUCCUCAUAGAUCCUAGACACGUGCCGUUGCAGCCGAUGUUCGUCACCACCACCAUCGCCGUCAUCUACUUCACCGUGUUCAUCCAGGGCAUCACCAUCAAACCACUCGUGAGGAUCCUCAAUGUCAAGCGGGCCGAGAAGAGGAAGCCGACGAUGAACGAGAGGAUUCACGAGAGGAUAAUGGAUCACACGAUGGCGGGUAUCGAGGACAUUUUGGGGAAGCACGGCAACUACCACGUGCGGGAUAAAUUCAAGCGAUUCGACAACAAAUUCAUCCGGCCUUAUCUCGUGAGAGAUCACUGCGGCGCCGAGCCGAAGAUCCUGGAGACCUACUCGAAACUGGCGAUGAAAGAUGCGCUGGAUUACAUUAGAAGAAACGCCUCCACCAUCGGCAAUAUCAGCGGCACCGAGAGCAUGUCGGCGAUAUUCCGCAAUUACAGCACCACGAACGGACAAUUCAACGGCAGUCCCAGCUGCAGCCAGCUCGAGACGGGAUGGAAUAUCGAUCUGCAGGAACUCGAGUAUAAUCCCUCCAAGAAAGACCUGACGGACGCGAGAAUCCACCAUCUGCUCGCCGAGGAGCUCUGUAAACCGUAUAAAAGGCACCGGCGCUUGAGCUACAGCCGACACGCGGUGAACGAUCGCGACCUCUCCACCCAGGUCAAUUACAAGAUGCACAUGAAUAUCCGGCGGAUGAUGGGCGAGCACAAGCACCGGCACAAGCGCAGCAAGAAGCUGCUCAAAGACGGCAAACCGACCCACGUUAGUUUCCCGGAGUUCCAGCAGAACGGCUCGACGAAACUGCUCAGGCAAGAUUACAUCAACGGCGUGCUCUACGAGCUAGAGAACGGGGAGACCUCGAAGCCCUCUAGCAAGGAGGACUGGGACUCGGCGAUCACCUUCACCGCGCGGACGUCCGAUUCCCCCAAUGUAAACGCGGACAAUCAACAUCCUACCACCACUACCACGUCGAUGGACACGAUUAAUUCUGACGAAGGAGACUUGAAAAUAGGACGCGACGGCGCGGAAGGCUACAGAGUCACCACCCCCACGGCCACGGAGACCAUGUUACCGUGGAAACGCGAGGACGAUUACGAGUCGGGCCACCCUAUUAAGCAGAACGAGUUUCCAGCGUGGUGCUCGAACAAGGAAUACCUCGCCUAUAGCUCGCCCUCGGCCACAUUCUUAGGUGGGAUUGAGCAGCCGAAAGUCCAAUCCGUGAUUGGCCUAUUUCGACGCGAAAGCGUGUGCACGCCCGACAGUAUCGAUUGCCAGGAGACGGUCGACGAGGCCGACGAGACGGACGAGUACACCGUGACGAAAAUGGAUUCCCCCGCGAAAACGAAGGGUCGCGCGAGGGUGCCCGCGAGGAGGGUGUCGAUGCUGGAGCUCGGCACGGCCGACCGGGUGCACUCGGAGAAGGCGGACGACGGUUCUCACUCCUUGCCAGACUGUUGGAGUGCCCAGAGAAUACGCCUUAACUCCCUCGCCUGCUCGGCCCAGAUGCCAAGCCUGUCGACCGCCCUGAUCACCUCCUCGUCGGAGUCGUCGGAGGAUGUGGACGAGGAGGAGGAGAAAGCUUGACCCUUGGGGGUCGUCGAGGAGCAGCAGCAGACGUUCACGUACACCGCGGACGUCGAGCGCCGGCGACGUCGACCGCCCUUCCGGCGGCCACCGAGACGCUCGUUGCUCAGCUCGCUCCUGCGACGCCCGAGUGCACCCGUCUGAGAGGACCUACCCUUGACAAGCCGCCUGCUGCGGCGCGGAUCGUGCGAGUCUGAGUCGACCUGAAUCGCGAAUUCGUCGACUGGAUACGCGAGACUCACGCGAGCGAAUUCUCUUGUGGAAAUUCCCGCGGACCUACGAGGAUCGCACUGAAGAAUCUCGAAGUUGCCGGGCUUCGUGCGAGUGAAGACACGUCGCGGCAAGAAGCGAACGGCGAUCGCGGAGAACGAGAGAACAACGAGAGAAAUUUUUCUUAGGGCGCGAGCUUCUCGCCAGGUGAUCGCCUACCUGAAACCGGGAGCUUUCUUCGCUUGACUUCGACGACCGCGAGGACAGCGAGGUGGCUGCGCGAAGACGUACCUUGGAAGAAUGAGACAUGAGCGAAUCGCUGGUUUAUCCGCGCCGCAAGAGCGCAUCCGCGAACACGAAGGCGCUUGUCGAGAGCAAGAGGUUAUUUCUACAUUCGUCUCUAAAGACGUCAUGGAAUCGUGGCCUUAAGGACUAUGGAAGUACUCUGACGACAACGACGACGACGUCGUCGUCGUCGUCGUAGCAGUCGUCGAUACAAAAUUCACGUGUCGGUGCUGUCGGUGAAACACAAAGUCUCGCCGAGAUAAUUGCGCGACGACGAGUACGCAAGCUUGUCGCGGCUAGUCGCAAGAUUUCUCACGAGUACCUUUUUGCGGGGGUUGAUUCGACGACCAGCUCGCAUCGCGACCGGGUCGUUCGGUCAUCGCUGCUGUGCGCUUUCGCGACUCCGAGCUAAGGUCGGGCCAUCGACUCGGCCCAGUUCGCCGUGACCAGGUUUCAGCCAGCGUGCAAGUCCAAAACUAUGAAGAGGUGUUCCUGGAACAUUGUGAAAUAUUCACACUGUAAUCUUCUGUGAGAUGAUUUCAUUAUCGACGUAUCGACUCGAUUUACCUUAAGUCCAUAUGGAAUUUUCGGUUCCGUCAUGAUAUUUUGGGGAAGGGGCUGCAAAAGUUUGGCGGAUCGUCGGUGAUUUCAUCGAAAGAUGAGUCCUUUCACAGACGAAUUCCUGAAAGGUUGCAAUAGCCAAGAUAAGUAAAACGGGAGUCAAUCUAAGCCGCAGGAGUUAUGAAUAAAUAAGUCAAAUAAUCAAAUAAUAAUACCUGAAAGGACCAGGAAACUGGAUGACAGAUUCUUGAAGUGACUAAGAAUCCGAUCAACUUUUGCAGGCUCCUAGCAUUUUCCCCGAGUCUUCUUUCUCGACGAAGUGCUUGCGCCUCUCGUCUGGAUACAUGACGUUUCUGUCCUUCUCAGUGACACCUGUAGAAAGGAAAAGAGAUUUCUGUAUUCAUCGAGUCGUUAAUUAUCGGUCUCGCGGCUUGAUCGCGCAGAAUCUGACCGCGCAAUCUGAGAAAAAUAAUUGAAACGGCCGUGAAACGACGAUGAAAAUCCACGCGAUUAAGGAGAAAUCGCACGUUUCCGCGACCACUUUGUUCGACGACGACGGAACGAGUCGUUAGCCUGGCCACAGCUUCUCGCAGACGAGAGUCUAGUAUUAGGUGCGUUCUAUCGUUAGCGGUUCUAACGCAUGUACGUACGUAUAAACAAACGCACGCACGCACGCACGCACGCACGCACGCACGCACGCACGCAUGCACGCAUGCACGCGUGCAUGCAAGCAUGCGACGCAGCACGUCGCGGUGCGCGUAGACGACCCGUAGCGACGCAUCCCCAGCCGAAUUUAGGAGAUUCCCUUCUGGAGUCGACGCGAGAACGGUCGCGCGCCCUUCCGCUCGGCGAUUUCGUCGCGACGAGCUCUCUCAAUUUUCUCCGCGCGGAAUUUCACUCGAAGAGCCGAACGAGCCACUCAAAGUCGAGUGCAUCCUCUCUCGCUCGUGCAUGCACAGCGGAACUCUUCCACUAUUCAGCAUCGCACCGACGGAAUAUUUUCGCUCGCGAUCCAAGGGCGAAUUUGACGGACGAAUACGUUGGGUGUCUCGCCGCCGCAGGAACAAAUUCGCCCUAUAAUCGAUCGAAAGUCUCGCUCGUGCAACAAUUGGAGAGUCCACUCCAGGCUUGAGUGAAACGCUCGCUCUCGCGAUUUUUCGCGAUCGGCGGUAAUCCCGCUGUCGCUUCUCGAGUGAAUUUCCACUGGUUUUACUCCGCAGGGUCUACCCGAAAAAAAUUCAGAGAGAGAGAGAGAGAGAGAGAACGCGCGCGCGCGACCCGUAACGCCGUGCAAGGACGAAACAGAAGAAUACAGGGAGAGAUGCGCGCUGCACCACGAGGCGCGCUCUUCUCCCUUCGAGUAUGGCCUUAACAUUUUCACGUGCGAGCGGAUUUUACUCGCGAGAGUGAAUCUCAUCUGCAACGCACGGCGCGUAUCCGCGCAUUACAUUGUUGAUAAGCGGCCACGGCACGCGCUUCGACCCGAGUACUUAAAAGCGAGUGCCGCAGGAGCAUGUACAUACAUACAGGUUUUUUCUUAGAGAAAAUUAACGCUAGAGGAGCCUCUCGAGAGCGUCAUCCUCAUCGUCGUCAUCCUCAGCAGCAUUCUCAUCCGCGUUAUUUUCGCGUCAUCGUUUAGUAUUAUUUCGUCGAGACGAGCAGAGAAGGACAGGCAGACAGAGAGAGAGAGAGAGAGAGAGAGAGAGAGAGAGAGAGAGAGAGAGAGGGAGCAGACGGGAAGAGGAAAAGGAGACGAAGAGCACGAGUCGGGCGGCGGAAUGCGACCACAUUAGAGAGCAUUCUUUAUUCUAGUUACUAUUGUUACUCUUGUUAUCGUACGCUAGUAUAUGACUAUACUAGUUCUCUGCUGCGCUAAUAAUUAAUAAUACGCGAUCGUAGCGGCAGCUCGACGUGUGCACGCGAGAGGCAGCGGCGAGCGUCGAGCAAGAGCUAGUUUCCGAGGGGAACGUCGUCGGGAAUUCUUCGAUGUAAUCGACGAUUCGUGCGGGUGACGCGUGUCACGCAUUUGACGAUACACACCAAUUAUCAAAACCGAGACACCACAGACUGACGGUUGACGGUUGAUUCCACGCUCUCGCGACGACGAAAGGGUGGGAGGGAGGGAGGAGGAGAGAGAGAGAGAGAGAGAAAGAGAGAAAAGCAGAAGCGAGCGAGAGAGAGAGAGAGAGAGAGAGAGAGAACACUGCGAUCUCUUCCUUUGUACAACUCUUCUCACACACGCCAGACACACCUUCUACACACCUGCAGCGCGAGGGUUCAGAGUCAAUUUUAUUGACGCCAUAAUUAGCUUAGAGUUUAAACGGAUCAAAUGAACAAGUGAGAAAACCGGGCCCGUUUUGCCCCGUGUCCGUUGGGGAGCCUGCGACGUUUUGAUACGCUUAUACUCUUUCUUCCGGAUCGCAUCGUGUCCGUGGAGCAAUCUUGAUUUGUAAACGUACGCGUGACCUCCGGAGUCGUACACCGGGUCGCGCUGCACAAGGAUGAGACAGGGUACAAGUUCACAUUGUUAAAGAAGGACGAGAGAGGGAGAGAGAGAGAGAGAGAGAGAGAGAGAGAGAGAGAGAGAGAGAGCGACCAACAGCGAAAAAGGAACAAAAGAGAAAGAUAUAGAGAAAAAGCGGAAAGCUUCUCCGCGACGACAAACGUGAUUCUCGUGAGAAUAAUUUUUGCACGGAUUUGGGACUUCCCCUCGCAUGGAAAUAUUCCUCGCGGCCUUUAGUUACUUAGACCGGAAUAAAACGUCGGACUAGUCUCUAGGCGCUAGUCUCUACGCUGUUGAUUUGUUAAAAUGAAAAUAAAUGUUUAUUUCUUAAAAGACCGU
Molecule: messenger RNA, 8862 nt
Organism: Harpegnathos saltator (Jerdon's jumping ant)
Lineage: Eukaryota; Metazoa; Arthropoda; Insecta; Hymenoptera; Formicidae
Gene: Nhe2
Product: Na[+]/H[+] hydrogen exchanger 2
Exons: 18
Coding region: 1869-4964 (1031 amino acids)
Biological process (GO): sodium ion import across plasma membrane; potassium ion transmembrane transport; regulation of intracellular pH
Cellular component (GO): plasma membrane
Molecular function (GO): sodium:proton antiporter activity; potassium:proton antiporter activity
Source: RefSeq, a predicted model, not a curated record